Messenger RNA from Penicillium oxalicum, 1431 nucleotides. RefSeq names its product ICE2 family protein. The transcript has 2 exons. The coding region runs from base 1 to 1431 and encodes 476 amino acids. The record is from RefSeq and is a predicted model, not a curated record. Gene Ontology annotation, biological process: endoplasmic reticulum inheritance; septin ring assembly. Gene Ontology annotation, cellular component: endoplasmic reticulum membrane; cortical endoplasmic reticulum; perinuclear endoplasmic reticulum. Lineage: Eukaryota; Fungi; Ascomycota; Eurotiomycetes; Eurotiales; Aspergillaceae.
AUGUGGCUUCUCCGCGCCUUCUCGUCGGCCAUCUUCCUUACGGCUGUGGUCUCAUCGAUCCCUCUGGCCUUCGAUGUGGGUGGGAGAGUAUGUGGUCUGGCCUUUUCACUGUCCCUUGCGACCUUUUACUUCUUCUUCUCGCUACUGAAGCUCUCCACACCCGAGAGGUCAUGGGUUCGAUCAUCACUGGUGCUAGUGAUCAAGUCCACCCAAUGGAUCAUCAUCCCGAUUCUGUUGAUUUGGUCACUGAAUCGCUUCUCGGUCGACACAGACAGCGCUACUGCUUGGGUUGAGCGCACCUUUUCUGGAAACCGGGCCGCGGACAGCUCGAUCCAGGAAUGGCUCUUUGGACGCGAUGGGUUGGUGGAGACGGUCACACUGGGCAACUGGGAUCGCAUGCUUCGCUGGUCAACCCCGGUGUUCCAAUUAGUGGAGGGGUUCUGUAGUUUACUGGUCAUCCAGGCGGCAGGUCAGAUUACUCGAUGGCUCGUGAAUCGUGGUGGACGAAGUGAUAGCUGGAUGAUUGGCCUCUUGGUACUCUCCGCGACCGUGAUCUCCAGCUCCGUGUACUUCCUCUGGCGGGUUCUUCAAUUUCCCGAGAUCUCCAAUGUGGAUGCGGCCCUGAUCGGAGUGUCGAUCACAUGCGCGGUCAUUCUCUGCGCGUGGGGAAUUGGCAGUGGACGUGGAAAUCCAGUCGAAAGCUCGCUGUUGUUCGCCUACGUGGUGCUCUGCAUCUAUCAGAUCUUUACAGACUACCAGCCGUCGUAUCCAGCAGAGCAAGCGCCGUCGCCGUCCCAGGCUGGCGACUUCCCUCCAUUCCCCCCGAUCAUCAUGGCAUCCUAUUCCACCCUCAUGCACGCGCUCUCUCUGCUGCCUUCGGCCAUUCACGCCGCAUUCAAUGUGAUCACCGCGGUCUUUUCUGCCGUCACUCCGUCAGUGUUGAUCUCCCUCGCCUAUCGACUACUUGUUCUCUACGCAUCGACCCGCAUUAUUCCUGCGGUCCGAGAAGCUGGAGCCCGCGCCCUGUCCCAGGAGGCUUCUCUUGACGACUCCGACGCCGCCGGCCAAGUCCUCGGCUUGCUGAGCUACUUCUCUCCCUCCAUCUUGAUCGCUGUCUACACCAGUCUCUUAAUGCAACAUUUUGCGUCUACAUCGCAAGCCAUGGGUGGAAGUGGCGAGUGGUGGAGCAGCCAAGGCGGCGGCGGGGUAACCUGUGGAAAUGGAUCAACCUGGCUUGCACCCUCGGCCUCUAUGCGGUGGAGCUUUGGCUCGGCGAACAAGACGAUCUGGAUAGCAGUCUGGCCGGACACUGGAAGACUGAUUGAGCUUGGUGUGAUGAGUGACAGAGGGCUGCAAUCAAACCGUGGAAUGGGAGACAUCUUCUUCAUUCGUGGAAUGGAUGGCCCUUUCUUUUUUUCCCUCUCUUUUUGA